This is a messenger RNA of Paramecium tetraurelia, 741 nucleotides long. RefSeq lists its product as uncharacterized. Lineage: Eukaryota; Ciliophora; Oligohymenophorea; Peniculida; Parameciidae. The record is from RefSeq and is a predicted model, not a curated record. The transcript has 2 exons.
AUGCAUGCUAAUAACACUUCAAUUAAUGAUCACACACCUACAUUCGCAGAAAAUUAGGACUUUCUGAAUGUUGAAUAAUGUUUAAAUGGAAUUUCUGAUUUUCUGCUUUAUACUUCAACACUCAAAUUAGAUUAAAGUAAUCAUUUAACAAAUUACUUUUUAGAAGAUAAAUAGGCAUCGAAAAACUUUUCUAGCUUUGUCAAUGAUAUUGAAUUCUCAGAAUUAAUUAGGUCGUAUAGGUUACAUCGCUAUUAUAAUAAACUAAAUGGAUUGAAUAAUUCUGUUAUAAUAGAAUCACAUCAUUAAAAAGUAUAAUCCAGUAAUCGCCAAAGUUAGCCUUAAGUUGUAAUUAAGAUUAUAGGGACUUCUCCACCUAAAAUUGAAAACAAAAAAUACUCAUAAAUUGAAAGCAGGUACUCCCCUAAAAAUUUGAAAUUCUACUUAAAAUAGGAAUAAUAAAGUACUGACUCAUAGAUCUCACAAAGUAGAAGAAUAUCAUCAUCAAUACAACAAUCAAGAUCAUCCUCCUUAACAAUGAGUUCAAUAACUUCCAAUAUUAAGUUUUAAUAAGUUUAUCAGAAUCAGAAGAGAUAAAAACAAGAUCCCAAAAAAAAUUAUUAGUUUUGCUUACUUUCUUAGAAACACUAAGAAUUAACCAAAUAAAAACAAAAAAAUGAACCAAACAAAAUUUUAAAUUUAUCUUUAAAUUCCUUAUCCUCUAAGAUUGAAAAGAAUAAAUGA